ACAUCCCAGUGGCUAGUACCGGAAGAAAACUGGCCAGUCCGGUUCUGAUAUCAGAACAUUAAAAGAAAAUCCGGUUCUUUUUUUGGUCUUUCCUCUCCUUCUGAACUUAACUCUCAGAGAGAGAGAGAGAGAGAUUUGAUUGGGCAUAAAAGAAACGAUGAUCGGAGUGGGGAAAAUCAAGCAGUACAGCAACGUCCUUGAUAAACCCCUCAGCAGAGGCAAACAAGAGGUCAGUCUGAGUGCAUUCGCCUUCUUGUUUUCGGAGCUUGUUCAGUACAAUCAGACUCAGGUUGACAACAUUGCCGAAUUAGAGCGAAGGUUAGAGGAUGCAGGCUAUGCUGUUGGAGCAAGAGUUUUAGAACUUCUGUGCCACAGGGAUAAGGGAAACAGGAGGGAAACACGACUACUGGGAAUUUUGUCAUUUGUGCACAGUACAGUAUGGAAGGUGUUGUUUGGAAAGGUUGCUGACUCACUUGAAAAGGGUACUGAACAUGAAGAUGAAUACAUGAUCAGUGAGAAAGAGCUUCUUGUGAAUCGGUUUAUUUCAAUACCCAAAGACAUGGGGACAUUUAAUUGUGGGGCAUUUGUUGCUGGAAUUGUGAGGGGUGUCUUGGAUGGUGCAGGUUUUCCAGCUGUAGUCACAGCUCAUUUUGUACCUAUGGAGGGCCAACAACGACCUAGAACCACCAUUUUGAUCAAAUUUGCUGAAGAGGUACUUAGAAGGGAGGCAAGGUUUAGUUGAUAUUUGAAUCAGAAUGAAACAAGAUGGUUAACUUCAUAGCUGGUUAGUUGGAUAUGAAGUAGGGCUUUCCCUGUCAACUCCUGCAGGCAUUUUAUUUUUAGGGGUUAGCUUCUCACCUCCGUGGUGCAACCUCAAUGCAAUCGAGCGCUAUCUUGAGGAUUUAGUGUAGAAGCUAUUUCAGUUAUGCUAGGAGGGUGUUUGCCUGUACUUUCCUCUCGGUGUUUGUAUUAAUUCCGGUUCUGUUUUGUAAGAUGCACCAAUUGCAUUACUAUUUUUCUAGAUUUUAUUUUAGCGUUUCUGAUUGUACCCCUUAGUGUUCAUCUUGUUCUAAAUGAAUUAAGAAUAUAUGAAAAAAGGAGUUAAUAGAACUAUAGGUCUGAUGAUUACAUUUGAUUCAUUGAAGCUAUGAUAGUCAUUUCGGGUGUCAAGAGUGGAACAACUGGCUUUAAA
Molecule: messenger RNA, 1192 nt
Organism: Nelumbo nucifera (sacred lotus)
Lineage: Eukaryota; Viridiplantae; Streptophyta; Magnoliopsida; Proteales; Nelumbonaceae
Biological process (GO): endoplasmic reticulum to Golgi vesicle-mediated transport
Cellular component (GO): TRAPPII protein complex; TRAPPI protein complex; TRAPPIII protein complex
Source: RefSeq, a predicted model, not a curated record